UAAUUCAUAGACAUUUCCUUGUAUCUAUCUUAUUUACUAGCAAGUCUAAUCUAUAUUCUCUCAACUAUAUUCUGAACUAUAUUCUCAAAAUACUAAGGAAAUAAAAUUACUUCAAUACCGAAAUUAUGAACAACCGGUUCGCCCAUUUGGAUCUGGAGGCGCUAUAUGGAAUCCCCCUGCUCUGCCCGGUGGAAAAGUGCCAGUCGCAAAUGGCUCCCCUCGAGAUGCUGGCCCAUCUGCUGAUGCGGCACAAUCCGCAGGAUUCGAUGACCGAGAUCGCAGCAGAUGUGCCCACAACGUACGAGGUGGAGCUGGAGAAGUUGACGCCGGGGAGGAAUCACCCGGUGGGUGUGAUUGCCUACGGGGGAACCCCGAGGAAGGGGGUCAGCUGUGCGGUUACUACAGAUCUGCAGAUUGUCCACCAUCUGCCCAUUAUUCUCAUGCUGUACGUCAGCCCACCCAUGCUGAAUAUGGAACAGGCCUACAUAUUCUACAUGGUGAGCCCGGUGGCCUCCCGGCAAGUGAAUGCCCAUCUGUCGAUCCUCGAUGGCUCCCAAUCGAACGAAACCCAUGGCCUGCGCUGCCUGCGGAAUGCCCUGGACAGUCCCUUGAAGGACGGCGAGGAUCUGGUCUAUUGCAACAUGGACUAUCUACUGUACACGGACGUCGAUAUCCGGCAGCUUUGCCCCCCGGGAAAGCCGCAAAGGAUCUUCGCCAAGAUCACACUCCACGGCGAGCCCGACAUCUUCGAAGUGAGCACCCAGCAAGGGCCGGUCGACUAGGUGACUCAUUGGGCUCGAUAAACACUUAAGUGCUGCGCCGCCAAUUGACGCACACUUGAAAUACGAGUGGCUGUCAAUAAUAUUCUUUCCUCAAAGAACUGUCAGAAAAUUUGGUUUCCCCCA
Messenger RNA from Drosophila biarmipes, 905 nucleotides. RefSeq lists its product as uncharacterized. The coding region runs from base 126 to 782 and encodes 218 amino acids. The record is from RefSeq and is a predicted model, not a curated record. The transcript is spliced from 2 exons. Lineage: Eukaryota; Metazoa; Arthropoda; Insecta; Diptera; Drosophilidae.